AUGAUGUAUCUGAAGCGAUCAAAAGCCGUUUGUACAGAAGAGAUCAUUCAUGCGCCAAGCUCUCUCAUCUACAACGCCCUCCUCGAUUUUCGCCAAUAUCACGUCUGGAACACCUUCGUCACCGAAGUUCAGCUACCGGCAGCUGUGCAGACUCCAGCAGAUGUGUAUCUCGGCUUGGACAUGGUCUUCACUACUCAGGGCCUGGUACCAGGCGUUGACACGUUGAGCAUCGAGGUAAUUACUUUGCUUGAUCCGCCAGCACCACACAAGCAACCGGCGAAGUGGAAGGACUGGAACCAUGAUGAUGGCUACUCGAUCGUUGCAUGGGAAAGCGGUGUUGCGGUUCAGGCUGAACAUCCGACGAGCUUGCAGGAACUAGGUGGAGGAAACGUGAGGAUGAUUAGCUGGGAGACUUACUACAGGCCUAAUGAUACUGUGGUGUUGCCGAUUGCGGGCGCGUUGCAGAGUGCAUUUGUGCAGCAGGGCAGAGAUUUGAAGGCUUACGUUGAGGGACUGAUCUAA
This is a messenger RNA of Lithohypha guttulata, 522 nucleotides long. RefSeq lists its product as uncharacterized. The transcript is spliced from 2 exons. The coding region runs from base 1 to 522 and encodes 173 amino acids. The record is from RefSeq and is a predicted model, not a curated record. Lineage: Eukaryota; Fungi; Ascomycota; Eurotiomycetes; Chaetothyriales; Trichomeriaceae.